Molecule: messenger RNA, 351 nt
Organism: Caenorhabditis briggsae
Lineage: Eukaryota; Metazoa; Nematoda; Chromadorea; Rhabditida; Rhabditidae
Exons: 2
Coding region: 1-351 (116 amino acids)
Source: RefSeq, a predicted model, not a curated record
AUGCCGCGUAUUCUACGCCGUUUCCCUCGGUGCUGUAUUCCACCAACUAUUUGGGAGUCGAGUCGAGAGGACUACCUUCAGGAUGUCGUCAACCCCAAUUCUCAUAUCAACCCCAAUUGGUCCAUCAUUCGAUUCUUCUUCAUGUUUGCUGGCUAUGAUUUCGAGUAUGGAAAAGCUACUGUGAAGGAGAAAGCACCGUUUGUUAAAGAAUAUGUCCCUGACAAUUUUCUGGAUUCUCAGUUGGAGAAUUCGACUCAUCUAUUGACGAACACAUGGAAAUGCGCUACCUCCUAUUCACGCUCCAACGACGACGACUCUGUCUCCACGGACGCCUACUACACCUACAUGUAA